GAGACGUACAUUGUAUUGUAAACAUUGGAAUUGGAAGAGGGGGUCGGCGAAUUUGUUUUUAUACUUUUCAGUUUCUUCCUUCAGAUGACUGAAAACAGUGGACGUUAUUGAUCAAAAACAACUAACGGAAUUAUUCGGUUUCUUUUGCAGUAAUCAUAUUAAGCAUCUGAAUCAACUAACUUCCUAGCUUAGGCCGAGGCCCUCUGUCAAGCUAAAGUACUGGACUGCCAAACGUCAUUCGUCCACAAGGAGAAGGAACAACAUCAAAAAGUUCGAUGUCGUUUGGCCUAGGCUAGGCUUUGUUUCUAGUUCCUCAAUUACACAGUGACAUUCGUUGAUUAUGCAUUGGUGGUGCAAAUACAGAUAGGACUAAUCGUCACUUAUAUGGAUGUUGAUUUAUCUGUAACAUAUUACGUAUUCAAAAUAUAUGUACUUUAAAAAGUAUUCGAUAUAAAUAUAUUUAAAAAAAAUGGACAGUAUUAAUAUUGUGCACAAGUUACGAAAUCGUCAGCUGCAGGAGAGAGACCAUUCGGUUUUUCAGCAGAAGCAGCAAGUGACUGCAAUGCUUGUCAGUAGACUGGGCCUGGAAAAGGAGCUUGAGGGUCAUACUGGCUGUGUCAACUGUUUGGAGUGGAACUCUAAAGGAACGUUGCUUGCAAGUGGAUCAGAUGACUUGGAAACAAUUUUGUGGAAUCCUUUCCUCCACAAAAAAUUAACCACUAUCAAAACUGGUCACCAUGGAAACAUAUUUUCAAUAAAGUUUUUACCAGAUUCAAAUGAUAAUGUUUUGGCUACCUGUGCAGCUGACACUAAGGUGAGAAUUCAUGAUGUAAGCCGAGGAGAAACGACACAAGCAUUUAGUUGCCAUGCAGGGCGUGCAAAGCGGCUAGCAACAGCACCGAACUUGCCAUAUAUGCUGUGGAGUGCUGGGGAGGACGGAACGAUAAGGCAAUUUGAUCUCCGUAUGCCACAUACGUGUGGGGAUAGUUGUGAGAAUGUUCUGAUAAAUUUAAACACAUACAUUGGGAACCAUGCAGAAUGUAAAUGCUUGGCCAUCAACCAGUAUAGACCUGAAUUACUUGCAGUUGGUGCUAACGAUCCAUACGUACGACUGUAUGAUAUACGCAUGCUGUCUCCAUACUCGGUUCGAUUUUCUGGGGACGAAAGACAUGAUUCUCCCUGGCAGACUCCAGCUCCUGAUCCAGAUGCCCAAGGGAAUUUACCCCAGGGCUGUGUGCAAUAUUUUGUAGCCGCUCAUUUGCCAACAAAGGAGGAAGUCAGAAGAAGACGCUACCCAUCUCUAGUAUCAACGUAUAUAACUUUCAGUCCUAACGGCAACGAGAUCCUUGUUAAUUUAGGUGGCGAACAGGUUUAUUUAUUUGAUAUUGUUCAUCAUAGAAAACCGAAGGGGUUCAAAACCGGAGAUUACAUUUUACCCGUGUCAAAUAACAAUGGUAUAUGUAAAGAUGUCUCCAGUACAAUGGCAGAAGCAUUAUCGUCCAAUGGAACAUCGGUGCAUUCUUCAAAUGGGUUGACGAAGGGUAUUGCAUCAACGAGCAAAAUGAAAAUCAACAUGGAUAAUAACAGAAGUUGUGCAGCAUUAAGGAGAUCAUGUCUUCCAACAAAAGAACUUCCACCCAAGGCAGAUUCUUUAAAGCUGAGAGCUAAUGAAUUCUACUGUGAGAAAAAGGAUUACACAAACGCAAUACGACUCUACAACGAAGCUUUAUCAAUUGCACCGAACAGUCCCAUACUCUACGCCAACAGAGCUGCAGCAUACCAAAGGAGGAAAUGGGAAGGGGACAUCUACGGUGCUGUGAGGGACUGCCAUAAAGCUCUGUCGCUGGAUCCGUCACAUCGCAAAGCCCAAUUCAGGUUGGCACAGUGCCUUUACGAGUUGGACUGGUUUCAAGAGGCUGGAGAUUGUCUAAAGCAGUUUAAGAUCAAGUUUCCUGAUUACAUCAAGGACUGUGAAGAGUUGGAUAAGGGUCUGAAGGCAAAACAUAACAAUGAAGAAGGAGACUUAAACAAGGGAAGUAAUAUUACAUUACCUCUGCUUCGAUUUGGACGGAGUGGUCGGGAGUUUCAGCUGUCGGAUCAUGAAGUGGCGCUGCGCAGAGAAUCAUGGGAUUAUCAACAACGAUACUGUGGACACUGUAACACAACGACAGAUAUCAAAGAGGCCAACUUUUUUGGCAGUGAUGGACAGUUUGUAAUUGCUGGAUCGGACGAUGGAUCGUUCUUUAUUUGGGAUCGUAAAUCUACGAACAUUAUGCAAGUUUUCCGAGGCGAUGAGUCCAUUGUUAACUGCUUACAACCACACCCUACAUGCUGUUACCUAGCAACCAGUGGUAUUGACCCUGUGGUCCGAUUGUGGUCACCCCAGCCUGAGGAUGGGAAGGCUAACGAGCGCAAUGUGACUGACCGGGAUUCGGCAGCUUUGGCCAAUCAGAGACGAAUGAUUGCUGAUCCUUUGGAGGUACUUUUGAUGAAUAUGGCUCAGCGGAUCUCGGGUAUGUCGGAUGGCUCCGAUGAUGACUCUAACAGUGAAGCACCUGAUCAGUGUAGGCCAAGCUAAUUUAUAUUGUCAAAGUCCUGGUCUGGACAGGCCUAACUAAAAAAUCCUUGUACAGAGCUGGGGGCCUGGUUCAUUGCUGGUCUUGCCAAAAAAAAAAUUUUUGCCCUAAGACUGAGUUUUCUGAUUAGGACAGGUUUUGCUAAAUAAGUUUUACCAUGAGCAAAGGCAUCGAUGAUGACCUAAUUAAAGGAAAUGUGGAGUAAAACCGAGGGCUGCAGACGUUUAUCGUGCGGGAAGUUAUCAAAUAUUGGCAUACUUAAGUUUAUUAAUCGUUUUGAAAUAGAGUGUAUUAUUUAUAAUUUAAAGUUAAGAUAAAUAUUAUUAAUUUCUAAAUGUAUGCAGUCACCUAAAAAAGCAAUGAAGCCAUUACAAUUAUGGUUUCAUUAUAAAUACUUUAAAGUUUUCAAUGCUAUCAAAAUAUAAGUUAAUUUCAAAUUUGUAUAAUAGAAAAAAGAAUAUAUUGCAGGUUUCUUUAGUAUUAUUAUAUUGCAUUAACCAUUUAUAUCAAUGAUUUUCAUUAACAUAGGAGAGCUACUGUAUAUAGACAACAAUGUUUCUACCUUUUAUCAUCGAGCAUAUCAUUGUAAACCCAGAUGCUUUUGAUUAUCUAAAUUUAUGAGGGAGUGGGUCUGAUUUUUUUGACUUGUGAGAAAAAUAACUUAUCAGGAUUGGGACAACAAGACAACAUCAGUCAGUUGGUCUAUGACCAAAUUAUCAUUAUUCUCAGGAGUAGAUGUAGGGGAGAAUGGCCCUCCUCCACCCCUCCCCCACCCCCAAAAGAAAUGGGGUAAGGAAGAGAAAAAAUAUAAUGGUAUUGAAAAUGCUGCAUGAUACCUCUAUAAAAGUUGUAAUUUCUGUACUCAUAUUGAUUUUCUUUUACAGUCAACUAUGUCACCUCCUCCGACACACACACACACACACAUACAUACACUAGGUACUUCGCACGUCGCAUGACCUCUGCCCAGAUUUUUCUCUGGAUCCCCACUGCAUCUUGCUAUUUCUACAGAUAAGUCUUGAAAGUGCAAGAUAAUUUUUAUUUGGUCAAUAAAUACAGACUUUUGGAA
This is a messenger RNA of Anneissia japonica, 3642 nucleotides long. Its product is annotated as WD and tetratricopeptide repeats protein 1-like. The record is from RefSeq and is a predicted model, not a curated record. Gene Ontology annotation, biological process: negative regulation of fatty acid biosynthetic process. Lineage: Eukaryota; Metazoa; Echinodermata; Crinoidea; Comatulida; Comatulidae. Bases 470 to 2578 code for a protein of 702 amino acids. Gene Ontology annotation, molecular function: protein binding. Gene Ontology annotation, cellular component: cytoplasm; Cul4-RING E3 ubiquitin ligase complex. The transcript has 14 exons.